CAGAUGAAAAGAUGACAGAUUUUGUUAGACGUGUCAAGUGAAAAAACGAAAAGAGCUAGACAGUGGAGUAAUUUUUGCAUCCAUCUUUUCGUAACGUAUAGCAUAAAAUAAGUAAUUUAGUGCGGAUAAAGCUGUUUAAAGUGUGGAAAUACAUACAACCAAAAAAAUUAAGCGAAAGAGCAAGCUUCCGGAGCAGUGAUGUUGACUAAUUUCGAAACGAAAUCUGCUCGGGUGAAGGGACUAUCGUUUCACCCGAAAAGGCCGUGGGUUUUGGCAAGCUUACACAGCGGAGUAAUUCAGCUGUGGGACUAUCGCAUUAGCACCUUGAUCGAGAAGUUUGAUGAACAUGAUGGGCCGGUACGUGGCAUCGCUUUCCACAGUCAGCAGCCACUAUUUGUGUCUGGUGGCGAUGAUUUCAAGAUAAAAGUGUGGAACUACAAACAGCGUCGGUGCAUCUUCUCACUGCUAGGUCACUUGGAUUACGUACGUACGACCAUGUUCCACCAUGAGUAUCCGUGGAUUCUGAGUGCUUCUGAUGAUCAAACUAUCCGCAUCUGGAAUUGGCAGUCGAGAUCUUGUAUUUGUGUUCUGACUGGACACAACCAUUACGUCAUGUGUGCUCAAUUCCAUCCGACCGACGACAUAAUUGUUUCGGCUUCGUUGGACCAGACUGUUAGGAUUUGGGACAUUUCGGGAUUGAGAAAGAAGAAUGUAGCACCCGGUUCGACUGGAUUAGAGGAUCAUCUGAAGAAUCCAACAGCAACGGAUUUGUUUGGACAAGCCGAUGCAGUUGUGAAGCAUGUUCUGGAGGGACAUGAUCGGGGUGUGAACUGGGCCAGUUUCCAUCCGACAUUGCCAUUGAUCGUGUCCGGAGCUGACGAUCGUCAGAUCAAGCUGUGGAGAAUGAACGAGUAUAAGGCAUGGGAGGUUGAUACAUGUCGGGGACAUUACAACAAUGUUUCGUGCGUUCUGUUCCACCCCAGAGCGGAGCUUAUCGUUUCGAAUAGUGAGGAUAAAAGCAUUCGCGUGUGGGACAUGACCAAGCGUCAGUGCAUCCAUACGUUCCGGAGGGAACACGAGCGUUUCUGGAUUAUGGCUGCGCAUCCUAAUUUGAACCUUUUCGCUGCUGGCCAUGAUUCUGGCAUGAUUGUGUUUAAGUUGGAACGGGAACGACCAGCUUACGCAGUGUAUGGUAACUGUCUGUACUAUGUCAAGGAACGUUUCCUUCGAGAGUUGGAUUUUAACACGAAGAAUGAUGCGGUUCUGAUGACCAUUCGAGGUGGAGGAAAAACACCGGUGUACAAUAUGUCGUACAACCCAGCACUGAAUGCCGUACUGUUGUGUACUAGAACAUCAAAUCUAGAGAACAGCACAUAUGAUCUGUACAGUAUUCCGCAAAAGGACAGCGGAUCACAGAAUACGGAAACUGAUAGUAAGCGAUCAUCGGGCGUUACCGCUGUAUGGGUAGCACGUAACCGAUUUGCCGUUUUGGACAGAUCCAACCAACUGGUGAUUAAAAACUUUAAGAAUGAAGUUACCAAAAAGAUUCAAACACCAGUGUGCGAUGAGAUAUUCUACGCUGGAACCGGGAUGUUGCUGUUGCGUGAACCGGAACACGUAACUCUGUUCGAUGUACAACAGCUUCGUACUCUGGCGCAGGUCAAAAUAGCUAAGUGCAAAUACGUGGUCUGGUCAGCGGACAUGAGCCACGUGGCAUUACUCGCGAAGCAUACUCUGAACAUAUGUAACCGUCGGCUGGAUUUGCUUUGUUCUAUCCAUGAAAGCGCUCGCAUCAAAAGUGGAGCUUGGGACGACUCUGGGGUGUUUAUUUACACCACCUCUAACCACAUCAAGUAUGCUAUCAUCAAUGGGGAUCAUGGCAUAAUUCGUACUUUAGAUCUUCCGAUCUACAUCGCUCGUGUGAAAAACAGUCAGGUUUUCUGCCUGGACCGCGAAUGCCGAACCCGGGUGUUGAACAUUGACACUACCGAGUACAAGUUUAAGUUGGCGCUGAUCAAUCGCAAGUACGAGGAAGUGCUGCACAUGGUGCGCAAUGCGCGACUUGUUGGACAAAGUAUAAUUGCAUAUUUGCAGCAGAAAGGCUACCCAGAGGUAGCCUUACACUUUGUCAAGGACGAGAAGACUCGGUUUGGUUUAGCACUGGAGUGCGGCAAUAUCGAGGUGGCACUGGAAGCUGCAAAAGCUCUGGAUGACAAACAGUGCUGGGAGCGACUUGCGCAGACCGCCCUCAUGCAAGGUAACCACCAGGUAGUGGAAAUGUGUUACCAACGUACCAAAAACUUCGAUAAGUUGUCCUUCCUUUACUUGAUUACUGGCAAUUUGGAAAAGCUUAAAAAGAUGAACAAAAUAGCUGAAAUCCGUAAGGAUGUGUCCGCUCAGUACCAGGGUGCUCUGCUACUUGGUGACGUCAAGGAACGUGUUUCCAUUCUGAAGAAUUGCAAUCAAACAUCGUUGGCUUAUUUGACUGCUAAGACGCAUGGUCUGGAGGAGGAUGCCACUCAGCUGGCUGAAACGAUUGUAAGCGCUGGAAAGGAUUUGCCGCAGGUCAAUGAAAAUGCAAAGUUUUUACGUCCGCCAGUGCCGAUUCAACAGGCUGAAAGCAACUGGCCACUAUUGACGGUUUCGAAGGGAUUCUUCGAAGGUACGAUGAUGUCGCGUGGAGCCGCAACCGUUCACCAAGCGCUAGCUGCUACCGAGACCGUCGUCGAAGCUGCCGACGAGGAUGGUUGGGGUGUUGACGACGAUCUGCGGGACGAUGAUAAGUUCGAAGAUGCAAAAGAGGAUGGAGAUAUUAAGGCUGAAGGAGCAGAAACUGCGGGUUGGGAUGUAGGAGAUGAUGAUUUGGAACUCCCAGAGGAACUCAUGUCGAAGAUAACGGCGAGCACUGCUGGGGACAAGGGCUUCUAUGCUGUUCCGCCUAAGGGUUUACCACCUUCGCAUUUCUGGACAAUCAAUUCGCAGCUAGCGGCGGAUCACGUUCGUGCUGGGUCUUUCGAAACCGCAUUCCGAUUGUUGCAUGAUCAAAUUGGAGUCGUCAACUUUGCUCCGUAUAAAAAUAUCUUCAUGGAAUCGCACAUCGGUUCUAAAACAUCAUACACGUGUCUACCGAACAUUGGCCCGCUGUCAGCAUUCCCAAGUCGCAACUGGAAAGAGUUGAACGUUAAAAAUUCUCAUCCCACAUUAGCAUUCAAGCUGAACGAUUUAGUUCAGAUGCUUCAAUCUUGCUACCAAUUGACUACCACUGGAAAGUUUACCGAAGCCAUCGAAAAGCUGCAAUAUAUCAUACUGUGCAUUCCUUUGUUAGUUGUCGAAUCCCGACAGGAAAUAGCGGAAGCUCAACAGCUGCUAACAAUUUGCCGAGAAUACGUCGUUGGUCUUCAAAUGGAAACACUUCGCAAGGGUCUACCGAAGAACUCGCUGGACGAGCAGAAACGAAUCUGCGAGUUGGCAGCCUACUUCACCCACGUCAAUCUCCAGCCGGUGCAUCAAAUUCUCACCCUACGAACGGCACUGAAUCUGUUCUUCAAAUUGAAAAACUACAAAACAGCAGCUUCCUUCGCCCGUCGUCUAAUCGAUUUAGGACCACGGCCGGAGGUUGCAGCUCAGGCUAGAAAAAUUUUGUCAGCUUGCGAAGUGAACGAAGCCGACGAACACACGCUGCAGUACGAUGAACACAAUCCGUUCACGCUGUGCGCCGUCACCUACAAGCCCAUCUAUCGGGGCAAACCGGAGGAAAAGUGUUCGCUCUGCUCUGCAUCCUACCAGCCAGCCUAUAAAGGUGUGACGUGUAUUGUUUGUCAGGUGGCCGAAGUAGGCAAGGAUGUCAUUGGACUGAGGAUUAGCGCGUCUCAGUUCAAAUAAGUAUUCGGCGGAUCUGCCGGUGAAUUUAAUAAAACAAGGACGCAUUUUAGUGUUAAAGCUAUAAACUUUUUAUUAAGUAAUAAUUAUGCUGUGGUCUACACAAUUAUUCCAUUACGAUUGCAUUGUGAAAACGGAGAUUGAGCAGCGAUGUAUGAGGAAAUGAUUGAUAAAUCAAUAAAUAUAGCCAGUUCAUUGAUGUUCUGUAUAAGCGACGUA
Topomyia yanbarensis is the source of this 4098-nucleotide messenger RNA. RefSeq names its product coatomer subunit alpha (gene alphaCOP). Gene Ontology annotation, biological process: retrograde vesicle-mediated transport, Golgi to endoplasmic reticulum; intracellular protein transport; intra-Golgi vesicle-mediated transport. The record is from RefSeq and is a predicted model, not a curated record. Gene Ontology annotation, cellular component: COPI vesicle coat. The transcript has 3 exons. The coding region runs from base 199 to 3882 and encodes 1227 amino acids. Gene Ontology annotation, molecular function: structural molecule activity; protein binding. Lineage: Eukaryota; Metazoa; Arthropoda; Insecta; Diptera; Culicidae.